CCAUGAUAACAUAAAGAAAAAGAAAAAAAAAAAAAGAAACCCCCACGCGCUAUUUAUAAUCAUUUUAAUACAAUGCCUUUCACACAAUUAUUUGUUAGUAAAAGUAGAAGAAUAGACUUUGAACUCACAUUGCUGAUUCAAGACUUGACGAAUAUACCUCUUGUGAGUGGACUAUACUAUAUCAAAUGGAGAUUAAAGAACACAACACAUACAAGUGGAACUACAGCAAGAGCACCCAUUCGAGAUCAUUGUGUCUUUUGGGGUCAUCCUAUCAGUACCAUGGCUCAUUUGGUAGUAUCUAAGCAACAAGUAUUGAGUUCAUGUGAAUUUAGACUGGAUGUCUAUCAAGAAUUAGGUGGUAAAGAUACAGUGUCGAUUGGUAGUUUGACUAUCAAUCUAUCUGAAUAUGCAGGCUCAGGAUUAACUUCAAGAAGAUAUCUCUUGGAUGACUGUAAAUUCAACUCGACACUUAAAUUGUCAAUACAAGUGGAUCAAAAAUCAAAUCCUCAUUUAGAAUAUACCAUUCCACCACUAAAGAAACAACAGAUUUUUGCAGAUAUACCUUCUAUGAUUACUGAAAGGUCUGCUGUAUUUGAAGAAAGAUCAUUAGCUAGUUUAAGCAACACACAUCUUCAACAGCCUUCAACAGAGACUGGCAUCAAGAAAUCACAGUCUGCUGUGUCUUUGCCUCGUUAUUGUCGACAAGUAACACCAUUUCAUGACACGGAUGAUCCUUCUCCUACAGACUUGGUAGAAGAAUUGUUUAAGCCAAAAAAGCCAUGAUUUUCUUUUGUUUUAUUGAAUAAACUUGUUCAUUCAUACCAACAAAUGUUCUAUACAGCUGUUUAUUAUUGGUGAAAUCAUGGAAAUAAAGAGUAUUCUCAGUGUUAUAACCAGUGUUUUAUUUAUUUACAACAUAUAGAAAUAUGAAA
Messenger RNA from Gilbertella persicaria, 932 nucleotides. RefSeq names its product N-terminal C2 in EEIG1 and EHBP1 proteins-domain-containing protein. The record is from RefSeq and is a predicted model, not a curated record. Lineage: Eukaryota; Fungi; Mucoromycota; Mucoromycetes; Mucorales; Choanephoraceae. The transcript has 6 exons. The coding region runs from base 73 to 783 and encodes 236 amino acids.